CACGUUCCGUAUUCUGUCAUGGGGCCGCCAUUAGAGAGUUCGCCGUAUUUUUUGUUUCUUUUUCCUCUCUCACUCAGGGUUUGGAAUGUAAGACGUCAGACUUGAGUGACGACUUGAAGUCUCGACUAGACGAAACGAACCUGUUGGGCGGCACAUUCCCUGUCAUGAUGGUGCUCCUCAGGUAGCCAGAGAGGGUGGAGUGUGUGAGGACGUGCUCCUGCCAUGGCUGGCACGCCAGGCUUUGUGCAGGUGUUGUGCCGGGCAGUACGCACUGUUGCUCUUGUCCUCUUUUACUACGUUUUUUCCAUCGGCAUCACCUUCUACAACAAAUGGCUGAUGAAGGGCUUCCAUUUCCCCCUCUUCAUGACUCUGGUCCACCUGGUCAUAAUAUUCUGUCUGUCUGCCCUGACACGAAGCGCAAUGCAGUGUUGGACUGGCAAGCCCAGGGUCCUGCUUAACUGGAAGAGCUACAUUUACAAGGUGGCCCCCACAGCACUAGCGUCAGCUUUGGACAUAGGCCUGUCCAACUGGAGUUUCCUCUUCAUCACCAUCAGCCUAUACACCAUGACCAAGUCGUCUGCUGUGCUCUUCAUCUUGUUCUUCUCUCUGGUCUUCAGAUUGGAGGAGCCGAACCCAUUCUUGGUUGUGGUGGUCCUUCUGAUCGCUGGUGGGCUUUUCAUGUUCACCUUUGAGUCCACGCAGUUCAAUCUGCAGGGCUUCAUCCUGGUGCUGCUGGCAUCCUUCAUCGGUGGCAUCCGCUGGACACUCACGCAGGUCCUGAUGCAGAAGGCAGAGCUGGGCCUGCAGAAUCCAGUGGACACCAUGUUUCACCUGCAGCCUCUAAUGUUUAUGGGCCUCUUCCCACUCUUCCUGUACAAUGAAGGCCUCAGCCUGUGCACCUCAGUGAAGCUGUUCCGUGUGAGUGAGAUCUCCCCCCUGCUGUACACCCUACUCACACUGUCGGCGGGUGGGGGCCUUGCCUUUGGCCUGGGCUUCUCUGAGUUCAUGCUGGUCUCCCGCACCUCCAGCCUCACACUCUCCAUUGCUGGCAUCUUCAAGGAGGUGUGUAUACUGCUGUUAGCAGCUAGGGUAAUGGGGGACAAGAUGACUGCACUGAACUGGCUGGGAUUUGCUGUCUGUCUCUCUGGGAUCUCUCUGCACGUGGGGCUGAAGACCUAUUACUCCAAAGGUAAGGGCUCCACGCUGAGGCAGCUGCCCAGUCACGACAGCAGAGAGCUGGAGCUGCCCUUGCUUCGGUCGGGCCAGGACGGAGAGGACGUGGAGACCUGCGAUGAAGAGGAGGAGCAGGAGAUCCUGCACUGAGAGGAAGCACUCCGAUACAGGCAGUAUCACCGCUCUGCACGAGGGCUGCAGGAGGACCGGCUCGCCAUGCUCCGCAGACAUUCUCCGCGGAAGAGAAUUUAGAGGAAGACGAGGAUGGUGAAGAGGAUGGAAACACUCCGGCAAUGCCAGUGUUUUAUUUGCCAUCCAUCGCCUGCGAAGCCCUUCCGAUUCUUGAAACAACAAAACAUUAAUCAGGGUGGAAAUUUCUAUAUAGGACUAAUUACUUUCCAGUGUGCUAGAUACCGUAGUGAGGGGAAGGGAUUUUCCCCCAGGUAUGCAUAUCUGGAUUUAAGGAGCCAGUUCUGUACAGAGGAAAUGUAUACAUAUAGACUUUAAAUAGUCCCCUGUGUGACUGUUAACGCAUGACUCAUAGGUUGUUUUGCAUUGAUUAUGUGUAUAUGGGACCAAUGAGAGGUCAGACAGAGCAUUUCUGGCCUAUCGUUUCAUUUUAAUUAAAUGAGCUUCUGAAUGUU
Molecule: messenger RNA, 1817 nt
Organism: Conger conger (European conger)
Lineage: Eukaryota; Metazoa; Chordata; Actinopteri; Anguilliformes; Congridae
Gene: slc35h1
Product: solute carrier family 35 member C2
Exons: 10
Coding region: 223-1323 (366 amino acids)
Biological process (GO): UDP-glucose transmembrane transport
Cellular component (GO): cis-Golgi network; endoplasmic reticulum-Golgi intermediate compartment; Golgi apparatus
Molecular function (GO): antiporter activity
Source: RefSeq, a predicted model, not a curated record